AUGGAUAAAGACGCUAGUGACAAUUUUCUCUUUGAUAUUUCGAAAAUAUUGAUGCAGUUUUAUGAAACGCCAGUAAUUUUUUUCACCAAGAAUGAUUACUCUGACAAAAUAUUUAAUACUUUAUGUUCUUUGCGGUCUGCUUUGCAAGGUGAAUCAGAUUCUCAGAUUGUUGAUAUAAUUGUUGAUUUUCAUUUAAAUUGGCUUCAUGCUAUUAAUGACAUAGAUCAAUUUUACAAACGAUUAAAUGAUCUUCCUAGAGAAGAGGUUUUUCAGGCGAUAAGUUACACAAUAGAUGCUCUCGGGUUUCGUCUUAACUAUUAUCACAAAUAUAUGAAUAAAUGGAAACCAUCUUUAACAAAUGACCUACAGGCUAAUCUUAAUGCUGAUAUGGAAAUUGUGGAAGAAAUGCAUACAGAAAUCACAAAAGUUCUCCUAGAUAAACUAAAAUGUUUCAGAAACUAUUCUUCUGAUAUGGAGUUCAAAGUUAAGGUUUCCAGUGCUGUAGAAGAAUUAUUAAACUGGAUUGAUAAAAUUACCGAUAGUCUAGCAUUUGAACUUAGCAAAUAUAUCAAUAUCCAUGUACCUCAUCUUAGUGGUGAUUUAACAAAAACUUUGCAACAAAUUAUUGAUGACUUGCAUAGUUCGAAUUCAGAAAGUGCUCAACGGAUGCUAGAACAUUUAAAACAGAAAGGUAGAGAACUUGGUGCUAUGAUUCGGUCCACAACCAGCCACGACUUAGAAAUAUGUAAGGUGAUUGAAAAGAUAAAUAUUUUGGAAGACCGUAUAUCACGGUUAGAACUUGAACCUACAUCAGCCGCAAGAAUGGCUUUGGAAAAGAAAAGAGAUUAUUUGGAGAAAAGGUUGAGCAUGCUUGAUAGUUUGAAAACAACACUGAAAAGUAUGCAGCAGCUAACCGAAGUACACUUAGAGUCUGUACCUGAUGAUGAGCUAUGUGUCUGUAAAGAUUUUUUUGAGUUUAGGAUUUUCAAUCACGAUUUGCAACCAGAAGAUCGUGAACAUUUGGUUACCGAAUUAUGCUACCUUUGGGAUUUAGCUGUUUUUGGGGAACGCAGUCAUAAAUCUUUUAUUUCUAUUUUAAGUGCAGCUGAUAUUAAAGAAGAAUAUACCGAUGAAUUAGGAACAUUUUACAUUGAUGAACAUAGUAGAAAAAUAUAUAAAUUACCAGAUGAUGAUACUCUUUACCAACCAAAUGAAAAAAAUGAACUUGUUCCAUUAAGUGAUGAUAGUGAACAUGUCUUCUUCUAUGAUGAAUGUGGAAGAUAUUUUAGGGACCCUAAAACCAGGCAGAGGGUCUAUAAAGCCUAUCAAACUGCUAGUGAGUACAUGAUGGAUAAUACAGGUAUUUUAUUGAAAGUGAAAGAAGAACGCGAUGGGAUAACUUACUAUUAUGAUAACUGUGGUCGCUAUUAUAUUAACAGUGAAGGAAAACACAUUUACCGCGAUGAAGACUCUGUCAGUGAAUAUGAAAAUGAUGGUUUUGGAAACCUUGUGCGUAUCCGAAGUCAUGCGGAUAUGUUUGAAUUAUGUCCAAGCGAUGCUAAUGUAACUGAAGAUUUUAAAUAUUUAAAACUAAAUGUUGGCAAAGCUUUACGGGAAUGUAUUUCUGAUGUAAUACUGCAUCAACCAGCAGAUCCCAUUGAGUAUUUAUCAGCUCGCCUUGUUACAUAUAGAAAAAAUAUUGAACUACGCGAGAAGCGUGCUUGUGAAAAAGAGGAAUUAGACAUAGAGCGAGAAAUAAGAAUUGCUGAAGAACGUGCUGAGGCUGAACGAGCUGCAAGAGAAGCUGCACUACAGACUCAAGGUGGUAGUGAAGCUAGCUAUGAUUCGAAUCUUUAUAAAUACAAUUCAAUGCAUCCUGCUGAUGCUGACUCAUUUGUUCAAAGUUCACAUUAG
Pieris macdunnoughi is the source of this 1914-nucleotide messenger RNA. NCBI's taxonomy places the organism in Eukaryota, Metazoa, Arthropoda, Insecta, Lepidoptera, Pieridae. The record is from the annotation of a GenBank genome assembly.